Molecule: messenger RNA, 2151 nt
Organism: Auanema sp. JU1783
Lineage: Eukaryota; Metazoa; Nematoda; Chromadorea; Rhabditida; Rhabditidae
Source: the annotation of a GenBank genome assembly
AUGGCCUCCGAACUGCGGGAGUUACUGGCUAAUUCACAAAUUUCUGAUAAAUAUGCUGAAAUAGAUAUCAAAGAUGAUUUUUUCAAAGAUUGUGAAGGUCUAGCACUUGGAGAGGUAGCUCUUAUGGAUGGCUUUCGCUUGAACGAUGCCAUGAGCGCAGUAGAACUUAUGGAUCCCAAAAUGGACAUCGGGAUGGAGCGAUAUAUCCGCAAAUCAGGUGUUGAUCAGUUGAAGUCAAUAGAUUAUUUCAAUACUGUUAAUGAUAGAGAAGUGUUGACAAUAGUUGAUGCCACUAUGGCUUGCCUAGUUUCUUACUUGGAAGGAGGAAACGUUGCCAAUACACUUUAUUCAAACGUGCUUCUGAGUGAACCUUACUCUUUCUAUCAUCCUGUUCUUUCAACUCUUGCUGAAACUUUCUCUUAUUUAAUCUCGAUGAUUCGUAUAAUAUUACAUGACGCCAUGGUUUUUGAAGAGGAGGACUUUAAUGGGUCUAUCCCGUAUGUUGUGCCUUGUGAAAACAUGAUUGAUGAACAGCUUUCCAAAUUGAAAUCAUUCGAAGAUGUUCUAGGAGCCAAAAGCACUUCUCCUGCUUCGGAAGCUAUUGUUCUCAGAUUUACCUGGUUACGGUCUUUAAUGGAGUAUUUCCUUCUAAUCAUCCCUCAAGUUCGAACAAAAGAACAAGGCUUAAGCUCCAAAAUAACUAAACCGUCACUUCCCGAAGCUAUUGCCAAAGCAGAAGUGUUGAAGAGUACUUCGAAUGCAUUUAAAGAGACUUGGAAGUUAGGCUUGGAAGCGCCUUCUAGUCUUAAUGGAGAUAGCAAGUUUGAAUGGCUUGGAGUGUUCCAACCUGACUACAACAAACAAUAUUUGACUGGCUCCUUCCCACGAAAAACACGCAUUGUUUCUCGAGAUGAGAGUAUGAACUACUUAUACCUUCUCUCCUGCAGGCUUCAUCGCAUCGCCGCUGAUUCCGCGGAAGCGGCUGCUGAUUUUUCGGAUAUGUUGAAAUUCCUCAAAGAUUUUAGCAUGGAUAACAGUUGCGUACUUAGUCGUUCCGUAUUACAGUUAACCCUAUUCCCUCAUGAUGAACUUGUUUUGGGUUCUGUGUCUCUUCCGAACCUGAUUGAUAGUUCUGUUCGGAAGAUUGUACGGCAUUUGGUUCUUGAAGAAGGCAAUCCAGUCAGCCAAGAUGAAGAGUGUGUGGCUUUAUAUGGAGAUUUCUUAGAUGAUAUGGCGAAAGCCAGCUUAACAAUGAUUGCAAACUUUGGCAUGAAUCUUGCACGACAACGUGAAAAACUAUCAGCAUCGAUCGAUGAGCUUAUAGUUGCACAAAGCACCGCCGAGCAUUUAGAUAGAAGAUGUAAUAGCCUUUUACACGGUUUAGAUUUAGAAGGACAUCCACAAAAUCCUCUGCUCAGCUUCGUUUUCAAUCACCUAAUAAACAUAAUAAAUUACCAUUUGGAAUUGAGUUUCAAACUUGAUUUGUUUGCACCUUAUGAGUACUCCCACUUUUACUGGUAUUAUGGAGAAAUUCUCUGUAGAUGGCAUUUGAAUUCAAUCGAGCGAAUCCUGGAAGUAACAUAUUACGAUUACAAAAUGGAGGUGGAAAAAGUUCGAGCUAAAAAUAAGAAGAAGAGUAGCCGACAAGCUGAGCUAGAGGAAAAUCUGAAAACAAAAAUGGAGCAACAGCAUUGUAAAAAAAUAAAAGUGAUUGGGGAAGCUGCAUUAGCUAAUGGCAUAUCACGUGCAACUGCUGGGCUCACCAAAUGGGGGAAAAUCAAGGUACCACGGUGGGAACCAAAGACUGAUCGAAUUCAUUUCGAACAUCGAAUGGCGCCUUUCGCACGUCUCGGGUUACCAUUGCAUUUAAGUUAUGAUCAGUAUUUGAACAUCAGCAAAUAUAAUGAACUCCUUGAAAAGGAUCAUGGUGAGCUUUUUAAGCAAGCCAUUGAUCUAUUUGAAAUGGCCAAAGCGCAUUUCCAUAGGUUAAUUGAGGCCAGUACUCUUUCUCGGGAAGCAGAAUCGUUGGAAAAGUUAUGCAAGAACAACAUAGUUGUCUUGAGAUUACUUUCAAGUGGAAAAGUUGAUAACAAAAAGGCUGAUUGGGUUAUGUCCGACGAUUCGAUCUUCCCAAUCCUCCGGCUUUCAUAG